Messenger RNA from Electrophorus electricus (electric eel), 1546 nucleotides. Its product is annotated as very long chain fatty acid elongase 7. Gene Ontology annotation, cellular component: endoplasmic reticulum; endoplasmic reticulum membrane. Gene Ontology annotation, biological process: fatty acid elongation, monounsaturated fatty acid; very long-chain fatty acid biosynthetic process; fatty acid elongation, polyunsaturated fatty acid. The record is from RefSeq and is a predicted model, not a curated record. Lineage: Eukaryota; Metazoa; Chordata; Actinopteri; Gymnotiformes; Gymnotidae. Gene Ontology annotation, molecular function: fatty acid elongase activity.
GGCCAUAAAGAAUCUCAGAAAUGGCUUUCAACAGGCUGACCUCAAGUGCUGUAUUACUGUAUGAUGAAUGGCUUAAAGAAGCGGACCCCAGGGUUGAGGACUGGCCCCUCAUGUCCUCCCCGUUUCCUCAGACGCUUGUCAUUCUGAUCUACGUCUACUUUGUCACAAUGCUGGGACCUCGCUUGAUGGAAAACCGCAAACCCUUUGACCUCAAGCGGCCUAUGAUCAUCUAUAACUUUAGUAUUGUCGUGUUCAGCAUCUACAUGAUUUAUGAGUUUCUCAUGUCUGGCUGGGCCAAUGGGUACUCGUACAGGUGUGAUCUCGUGGACUACUCCAGCUCUCCCCAGGCUCUCCGGAUGGCCUGGACAUGCUGGCUGUACUAUUUCUCAAAGUUUGUGGAGAUGUUGGAUACUGUUUUCUUUGUCCUGAGAAAGAAGAACAGCCAAGUGACCUUCCUCCAUGUCUACCAUCACUCAAUCAUGCCUUUCACAUGGUGGUUUGGAGUGAAGUUUGCUCCAGGUGGCCUAGGCACCUUCCAUGCCCUGCUGAACUGCUGUGUCCAUGUCGUCAUGUACACCUACUAUGCCCUUUCUGCUAUGGGACCAGCCUAUCAGAAGUACCUGUGGUGGAAGAAGCAUAUGACCACCAUCCAGCUGGUUCAGUUCGUGAUGGUGACUGUUCACAUUGGGCAGUUCUUCUUCAUGAAGGAAUGCCCUUACCAGUUCCCUGUGUUCCUGUAUGUCAUCGGCCUGUAUGGACUGAUAUUCCUGGUCCUCUUCCUGAACUUCUACUACCAUGCCUACACCAAGGGCAAGAGAUUGCCUAAGGUCAUCAGCUGUGGCAUGAGCUUUCGGAAUGGCGUGUACAAGAAGGCUCAGUAAUCAUCUCUGGUCACCUCAAAGGGAAACUCUUGCAGCUUUUUAACAGGUUUUCUUUAAUCAUUUCAGACAAUUUUGGUUCUACCCAUAUUGUGUUUUAUGUUAAAACUUUGUGGAAUACCACCUUUAUCACUGAAUAUCGCCAAGCUAGCACGUCCGUGGUUCUUCACUGGAGCUGAUCCUGGUUUGUAUGGUCUUCACUUGAGUUCUGAAAUGUUAUGGGGUAUACAAUAUUUGUUUUAACGUCCCCUCAUUUGUGUGUAUAAAUCUUCAUGUAAAUCCCAGCUUAACAAUAUGAACUUUUGGUUUAGCAGAAACAUGGCUUGUGAGAGCAGAGGUAUUUUUGAAGUUUUAAACGUUAUUAGUCUCUGAGGGGGCAGGAAAGGCGAGUUAAAUGUUCGGCUGGCUAAGCCUGCAGCCCCUUCCCCAAGGAAGAGCAUGACUGAUUAUUACCUGUUUACGCUUGAGUCUUGACUUAUGAGCAGCAAAAGUGACAGCUGGGUUUGUAACAAUCUUUUGAUGUUUUAUUUUGUCCGUUUAAUGUUCUUAAUGUGGUUUGUUUUUAAAAAAAAAAAAAAAAGUAACUUCUGACUGAGGCAUUUAAGUUCUUCAAAGAACCAAAUGUGCCAAUGAUUGAUGCCUUUUCUAGUCCUUUGUAUAAUGUAUUC